ACUAAUUUCUGAGAGUGAGUCAACCCGAUAACACGCGAUACCAUAUCGAUUCGUAGUAAAAGAUAAGACGAUAGUGAGUGCCGAAUAUUUCACGUAAUGUAUGUUAGUAUCGCGUAACCUUAAUUUUUUGGCACCACAAUGAGUGCAAUUAAACAGUAUUUUAGGGAAGAGGCAAAAGUGCAGAUGUUAGUGUUAGGCCAUCCCAAACCGUCGGACUUUUAUCUCAGUGUUUGGCAAACAACUCGGUCCGCGGUCCCACUUCUCAUUUGGCGGUCGUUCCUAUUUCUAGUGUCACUUGGAGUUGUUCUCGCGUCUCUAAUUCUGUAUAUAUUGGCGUCUAAAGCAGGUUAUUGGUUCAUUUACCUGACGCAUUGGGGUCUCACGAUAAACACAUUAGCCACUGGAUUUGCAGUUGUUGUCUCCGCGCGCUGCUAUCUCUAUGGACCGAUAAGCGGCGAGUUUCUUUUACCAUGGUACGUGAAGAUCUACUGGGUGUUUUACAACUCGGCAAUUCCCCUUGCCUUCCUCAUCACCAUAUUUUACUGGACUGUACUCUAUGGAUUACACGAAGAAGAGGAGUUGAACCAUGCCCUAGAUGUCUCUGUUCACGGCGUGAACUCUCUGGUGAUGUUUGGGCUCCUCAUCAGUGCCUCGCAGCCAUCGCGAAUGUGGCACAUCUACCAACCACUACAAUUCGCCAUUCUCUACGUGAUCUUCAGCGCAAUCUAUUAUGCUGCUGGUGGAGUUGAUCCGAGCGGCAACAGAUGGAUUUACUCCGUAGUGGAUUGGUCAUCGCCAGGCACGACGAUAGGCCUUGUAGCGUUGACAGGGCUCCUACUAGCGGUGCUGCACUUCGUGGUGAUGGGGCUGGCCGUCGCACGAGACGCGCUAGCUUCCAAGUUGUUCCACGACUCGGUUACAGUGCAUGGGGCGGAGGGGGUACCGCUAAGGCGACGGCCAAGUCAAAUUCAGACCUCAAAUGCAUAGA
Messenger RNA from Cydia fagiglandana, 988 nucleotides. Its product is annotated as protein rolling stone-like. Bases 139 to 987 code for a protein of 282 amino acids. Lineage: Eukaryota; Metazoa; Arthropoda; Insecta; Lepidoptera; Tortricidae. The record is from RefSeq and is a predicted model, not a curated record. Gene Ontology annotation, cellular component: membrane. The transcript has 4 exons.